Molecule: messenger RNA, 1292 nt
Organism: Psammomys obesus (fat sand rat)
Lineage: Eukaryota; Metazoa; Chordata; Mammalia; Rodentia; Muridae
Product: carbohydrate sulfotransferase 5
Exons: 2
Coding region: 49-1236 (395 amino acids)
Biological process (GO): N-acetylglucosamine metabolic process; carbohydrate metabolic process; keratan sulfate proteoglycan biosynthetic process
Cellular component (GO): Golgi membrane
Molecular function (GO): N-acetylglucosamine 6-O-sulfotransferase activity
Source: RefSeq, a predicted model, not a curated record
UCAACACAGCAGCUCUCCCAGCCCUAGACAGCAGCCCUAGCCAGAGGCAUGCGGCUGCCCCGCUUCUCCAACACUGUCGUGCUCUCACUCCUGAUAACCCAGACCUGCAUCCUGAUCUUCCUGGUCUCCCGCCAAACGCCGUUGUCCCCAGCAGGCCGUGGGGGGCGUGUGCACGUGCUGGUGCUGUCCUCGUGGCGCUCGGGCUCGUCUUUCGUGGGCCAGCUCUUCAGCCAGCAUCCAGAUGUCUUCUACCUGAUGGAGCCAGCUUGGCACGUGUGGGAUACCCUGUCGCGGGGCAGCGCCCCAGCGCUCCAGAUGGCCGUGCGCGACCUGGUGCGCUCGGUGUUCCUCUGCGACCUGGACGUGUUCGAUGCCUACCUGCCCUGGCGCCGCAACAUCUCGGAUCUCUUCCAGUGGGCGGUGAGCCGCGCCCUGUGCUCGCCUCCCGUCUGCAACGCCUUCGCCCGUGGCAACAUCAGCAGCGAAGAGGUGUGCAAGCCUCUGUGCGCCGCUCGGCCCUUCGCUCUGGCCCAGGAAGCCUGCAGCUCCUACAGCCACGUGGUGCUCAAGGAAGUGCGCUUCUUUAACCUGCAGGUGCUGUACCCGCUGCUCAGCGACCCCGCGCUCGACCUGCGCAUCGUGCACCUGGUGCGCGACCCGCGGGCCGUGCUGCGCUCCCGGGAGCAGACGGCCAAGGCGCUGGCCCGGGACAACGGCAUCGUCCUGGGUACUAACGGCACGUGGGUGGAGGCGGACCCUGGGCUGCGCGUGGUCAGCGAGGUGUGCCGCAGCCAUGUGCGCAUCGCCGAGGCCGCCCUGCGCAAGCCACCGCCCUUCCUGCGGGAUCGCUACCGCCUGGUGCGCUACGAGGAUCUGGCCCGGGACCCGCUCAGCGAGAUCCGUGGACUCUACGCCUUCACGGGCCUGAGCCUCACGCCGCAGCUCCAGACCUGGAUCCACAACAUCACGCACGGCUCAGGCCCAGGCGCGCGCCGCGAGGCCUUCAAGACCACGUCCAGGGAUGCGCUCAGCGUGUCCCAGGCCUGGCGCCACACGCUGCCCUUUGCCAAGAUUCGGCGGGUCCAGGAGCUGUGCGCCGGCGCCCUGCAGCUGCUGGGCUACCGACCCGUGCACUCCGAACUUGAGCAGCGGGACCUCUCUCUGGACCUCCUGCUGCCAAGGGGCAUGGACAGUUUCAAGUGGGCUUCGUCCACCGAAAAGCAGCCGGAGUCUUAAGAGUUUGGGUGGGGAGUCCCAGCUCUGACGGUAGGGUCUAGCGGAGUAUGAUGAAG